AUGCCCAUAUUCGGAACUGUAAACCCUGAGGCUCCAUUUAGUCGACAAAUGGUGAAAGGCCAAACAAAUCUAAAGAUUCUUGCCAGUCAUUCUUUGUACAAUAGACCUGAAAUGGAUGCCGUCUUUGGAGACGCACUGUACGUGACAAUAUUACGAGAACCGGCUGCCCAAUUUGAGUCGGCAUUUGCGUUUUUCAAUAUGGCAAAAGAUCUACAUCUUGAACAAGCUGAAAGUCCGAUUGGAACAUUUAUGCGCAACCCAAAAAGAUACAUGGGUAUGCAAGGAUUUAGGUAUUCAGAGAGAGCAUUAAAUGAUCAAUUUCGUGUUCUUGGAUUACCUUCAUCAGCUUUUUUAGAUGAAUCGCUCAUUCGAUAUAAAUUUAAACAACUUGAAGUUCAAUUUGACUUAGUGAUGAUCAAUGAAUAUUUUGACGAAUCUUUGAUUCUACUAAAGAACAUAUUUUGCUGGCAAUUUGAUGAUAUGUUGUAUUUAUCGAAGAAU
Anneissia japonica is the source of this 501-nucleotide messenger RNA. Its product is annotated as galactose-3-O-sulfotransferase 3-like. Gene Ontology annotation, biological process: glycolipid biosynthetic process. The annotation marks the transcript as partial. Gene Ontology annotation, cellular component: membrane. NCBI's taxonomy places the organism in Eukaryota, Metazoa, Echinodermata, Crinoidea, Comatulida, Comatulidae. The record is from RefSeq and is a predicted model, not a curated record. The transcript has a single exon. Gene Ontology annotation, molecular function: galactosylceramide sulfotransferase activity.